Messenger RNA from Mesorhabditis belari, 201 nucleotides. The record is from the annotation of a GenBank genome assembly. Lineage: Eukaryota; Metazoa; Nematoda; Chromadorea; Rhabditida; Rhabditidae.
AUGGGCUUUCAAGUGGCAUCCAGCCUUUUCACCGAAAACCUCUUGGUUGAGCUGCGAUUCUUUGUCAAAAAGAAAAUGGGCUAUCAAGGAGGAGCGCUUGUGGUUGCUGAAGUACCGGGCGAGUGGGCCCACGAGCCAUCCAUCUUCGCAGAAUCUUCACACAGCUAUCCAGAGCUCUUCCUGGUGCUCACCAGGGUUUUC